UGGUGAUGGUUCAGCAGUCACAAAAGGUUACAAGGUUAACGAUGACCUUUACUUUGAUGAUGGUUGUAAAAUUCCGGACUUUGAAUUUGAUGUCAGUACUGUGAGCUCGGAUGGCAUUGGUAUCUUUGGUGUUGGAAAUGCUCAGGAUGAAAACNUAGAAAAGAAUAUUGUUGAAGAAAUAUACAAAGAACUAGAAUUGGACAAUGUGGGGUGGUUUGAUUGUGAUCGUGUGUUCAAAACAGACCAGAAUUUGACCUUUGACCUUGGCCCAAUCAACAUUUCCGUCCCACUUUCUAACUUUGUUUAUAGAUCAUCUUGGAAUCCAGAUAAAUGUGGCGUCUACAUAUAUGAUGACUCCAAUGCAGGAGGUUUGGAAGGAAUUGGGCUUCCUUUCCUCAGAGAGGUUUACUUUGUCAAGGAUUUGGAAAAGAAAACCAUUGGCAUUGCACCGGUGAAGCACACUGACGAUACCAAUAUCGUUGAUUUUUGGUUCUGA
This is a messenger RNA of Lodderomyces margitis, 496 nucleotides long. RefSeq lists its product as uncharacterized. Lineage: Eukaryota; Fungi; Ascomycota; Pichiomycetes; Serinales; Debaryomycetaceae. The transcript has a single exon. The annotation marks the transcript as partial. The record is from RefSeq and is a predicted model, not a curated record.